UGUGUGCUAGCAAACUCACCGCGGUAAACUAUGACAAAACUGGACACGGGGACACUAUCCACUACGAGUUUACCUAGACGUAGACAAGUAAGUUCACCGACUCCCGAUAUGUCUGAGAUUGGAACUGCUUGUUAACAACAUCCAGAAAGCCGACUGCUUGGUUACGAAUAGCCAACCCAACUAAGGGCAGACAGACUCCUACAUCAAGAGCCUUUGGACCUGGUGUCGUCCCGUCGGACUGCAUGCGUGUGUGAAAUAUUUACAGAAACAAGAAUAAGAAGACAUUUCGUUUGGUGUUGCGGAGAGAACGACCAUUCCUUGAAAUAUGAUCACGUUAUUGUUUCUCCUAAUGACCUCUCCUGGUGUGCUGUCUUCCUCGACCCGGUUGGCGGCCAUCUACCCUCAGGACCCGGCGGUGCGCAUCGGCAGCAGCCUGACGGCCACGUGCUCGGUGAGCUCGGAGCUGGGCCUGCAUGCCAGCUCGCUCUACUGGACGCUGAACGGCAAGCGGCUGCCGGCCGCCCUGUACACGGUGCUCAGCCCCACCGCGCUCAGCGUCACGCUGCCGCAGCUGGGCGGGUCGCGGCAGCGCUCCGGCGACAACCUGGUCUGCCACAACAAUGGCGGACACGUGCUGGCCGGAUCCUGUCUCUAUGUCGGGAUGCCUCCUGAGAAGCCGGUGAACCUCACCUGCUGGUCACGGAACACGAAGGACCUGACGUGUCAGUGGGCCCCGGGGGGGCAGGGGGAGACCUUCAUCCGAACCAAAUACACCCUCAAGUACAAGCUCAGGUGGUACAGCCAGGAGAAGGAGUGUGAGGACUACAACGUGGGCCAGCCUUACACAUGCUACAUCCCGCGCGACCUGGCCCUCUUCACGCCCUACGAGAUCUGGGUGGAGGCCACCAACCAGCUGGGGGCCGCCGUCUCAGAUGUCAUCUACCUGGACAUCCUAGACGUCGUGACCACGGACCCGCCGUCCAACGUGCACGUGAGCCGCGUGGGUGACCUGGAGGACCAGCUAAGCGUGCGCUGGAGCACCCCGCCGGCCCUCAAGGACUUCCUCUUCCAGGCCAAGUACCAGAUACGCUACCGGCUGGAGGACAGCAUCGAGUGGAAGGUGGUGGAUGACGUGGGGAACCAGACCUCCUGUCGGCUGGCGGGCCUGCGGCCGGGCACUGUGUACUUUGUCCAGGUGCGGUGUAACCCGGUGGGCAUGCUGGGCUCCAGGAAGGCGGGCAUCUGGAGCGACUGGAGCCACCCGACCGCCGCCUCCACGCCUCUCAACGAGAGGAUGAUGGGUGGCUCGUGCGAUUCCAAGUCGGGGCAGCAGAACUCCACGUUAAGGCGGGACCUCAAGCAGUUCUUCGGCUGGGUGCGGAAGCAUGCCUAUGGCUGCAGCAGCAUGUCAAUCAAACUCUACGACCAAUGGCGGGUCUGGCUGCAGAAAUCGCACAAAACGCGCAACCAGGUUCUUCAAGAUGAUAAGUCCUAGCACCUGCUCUUGCAAUACAGCGCCAGCCAGCUCUGAAGAGGGACAUUAAUAACUUGUACGAGAGACUCAUCCUCCUCCAGACUGGAUGAACCGUUGUUUGGCUCUUCCCUAAAUACUAAAAAGAGCCUGCUGCUGCUGUGGGUGGAAUAAAUCAAAAGACUUUUUCUGUCGGCACGGCAGGACAGCUCGCAGGGGCGCACAGGAACUCACUCUGCGUUUCCAAAAACCAGCCCUUGUGUGCCCGGCUUUCACAAGUGCCUUUCACAGUGCCGCCGACAAAACACAAACUGUUUAAAAACUGUCUCUCCUCCGACAAUGGUGACAUUAGCAAGAGCCACUGUUAACAUAUGGUGGUGUUGAAGUGGUGAAGUGGAGUCCUUUUUUUACCAAGAGAGGGGGAGCCGGUCAACAGCAACAGCCAACAGAGGAAAUUUGCACAUUGACAUAUUGGAGUGAUGUAUAAAGCCAUUAACAUGUGCGUGGAAUCAUCAUCGUCUAUAUUUGCUUCAGGGGUCAUUCUAAAACCAUUCCAGCAGCAGCUACGUAUCUGUGUCAACCAUCCCAAACUGUAAUGUCUGAAAGAAUGCAUCACAAUCAUCACACAGCAUCAUCACCCCCUCCCCCAAUGUUUAUGUUGUUUUGCUGAUGAGGUCAGAGGGAAGGCCAGAGGGGGUAUUCUCCAGUUGGACCACUAAACUGUUGCAGUAUUAAUGUGGCAGAUGAGGAGAAUGAGGCGUUUACAACUGCCACAGCUAAGAAGGUUUACCUCACGUAGUACCUCGGUAAAAAAAAACAAAAAAAAACCACACACUCACACACCUUUCUUGAGUUGGUUAGGAUCACAGUCCACAACAAAAACGUUGACUACAGAGUUUCAGUGUAUUUGGAAUUCUGUUCCACUGUAUCUGGACAUGAUCCGUGGAUAUACACAAAUUAGGGUCUUUGCGCAAAUCAUUACUUUGUAUCGCUUUCGUCACUCACGUCCAAGACCACCCAGUGGAACAUCCGAGAAACGGGAUCGAGGGGGAAGAAAAAUAAGAAAUUUGCAGUAUUCCCUCCCGUGGCAAAUCAAUACGCUAAAGGUAAACAGCCCGCAACCAUGGAUUUAGGGGCAAACGAGGCUGCCAAGGAUUCUUUCAUUUGAACUCUUGACUUGGGAAAGGGGGGCGUCCUCGCGGCUUCUCUGUGGUCUUAAACACCCUGCUUUACUUUGGCACCCUAAUUCACUGAAGCUGGAUUUUUAGGUGUUUAUUGUCAAUGAACAGUUUGUGAAUAGUUGUGUUUAUAUUUGAGUACAUUUUCACCGCUUUUAUUUUUGUACCGAAUUGUAUCAGCAUAUUUAAAAACAAAUGUUCAAAGUUAUGUUUUUGUUGUUCCUAAAUUAUGUAUAGUUAUUACUUAUUAUUAUAUUGCUGACUGAAAAUUGAAAACCAUAAUAUUGUUA
Messenger RNA from Engraulis encrasicolus (European anchovy), 2939 nucleotides. It is a transcript of the gene crlf1a, whose product is annotated as cytokine receptor-like factor 1a. Gene Ontology annotation, molecular function: cytokine receptor activity; cytokine binding. Gene Ontology annotation, biological process: positive regulation of tyrosine phosphorylation of STAT protein; cytokine-mediated signaling pathway. The record is from RefSeq and is a predicted model, not a curated record. The coding region runs from base 326 to 1495 and encodes 389 amino acids. Lineage: Eukaryota; Metazoa; Chordata; Actinopteri; Clupeiformes; Engraulidae. The transcript has 9 exons. Gene Ontology annotation, cellular component: CRLF-CLCF1 complex; signaling receptor complex; external side of plasma membrane.